AACAUGGCAGUGGGCUCAUAAAUCGCUGGGAACACGCUGAGCUCACUGCCUGAUCAAUGACAGCUUACAAAAUGGCACCAUUGAGACGGAGACUCUGCCUGUUGCUGCUGCCACCACUGUUGCUGGUUCUGGACUGGUGUCAGUUUGCUGGCGUCUCAGCCUUUAACUUGGACACGGCCGGAGCCCUGAGGAAGGACGGGGACCCAGGGAGCCUGUUUGGUUUCUCUCUGGCCAUGCACCACCAAAAGCACCUGGGUGACAGGAAAGUAUUACUGGUAGGUGCUCCUCAUGCCAAAGCCUUGGGGAAGCAGAGGGCCAACAUCACUGGGGGACUGUAUAGCUGCAGAUUCACAACCGUGCCCAGUGACUGUCAACGCAUCCAGUUUGACACCACGGAAACUGAAAAGGACCACAAAGAGAACCAGUGGAUGGGGGUGAGCGUUCAGAGCCAGGGACCUGGGGGAAAGGUCGUGGUAUGUGCCCACCGCUACCAGAGAUGGGAGUCAGAGGAGUCUCGGCUGAUGCCCGGCCGCUGUAUAAUCCUGGAGCAGGACCUGCAGGUAUCCAAGCUGGACGAGUCCUCCUGGGACCGGAAGUUCUGUGCUGAAGAAGGCCGCCUGGUUGGGGGCAGGACCAAGGAGCGCUUUGCCUACUGCCAGCAGGGAGUCUCUCCUGCAUUCACCAGCGACAAACGCCACAUCCUGUUUGGAGCUCCAGGGGUCUACGACUGGAAGGGUAUCGUGCGUCUGGAGCCUGCAGGUGACCGGAGCGCCCUUGAUGCUGAGUUCCUGGAAACUGGGGAUGAGAACGAGUACAACCCAAAGCUUGUGCCUGUCGACAUCAGCAGUUAUUUAGGAUUCUCUCUAGGCUCCAGCACUGCUCUGACCAAGAUGGGGGAGCUGAUCAUCGUGGCCGGGGCCCCUAGGGCAGGACACAGUGGGAAGGUGCUGCUGCUUAAGCGUGAGGGAACGAGCAGUCUGAGUAUGGAGCAUACCCUCACUGGACCCGGCCUGGCCUCGUCCUUCGGCUACGACCUCGCUGUAGUAGACCUCAACGCAGACGGGUGGGAGGACCUGGUGGUUGGAGCCCCCCAGUACUUUGAAAAGGAUAAAGAAGUGGGAGGGGCCGUCUACGUCUACAUCAAUCGCGCCGACGGCAGAGACUGGAGCGACCCAAAGAUUGUCCGUCUCCACGGCAACAAGGACUCCAUGUUCGGGCUGGCAGUUGAAAGCAUUGGUGAUGUCAAUCAAGACGGAUUCCAAGAUCUUGCCGUGGGAGCCCCGUACGAGGGAUCUGGGCGAGUCUACAUCUACCACGGCUCUUCUGAGGGCAUUCAACAUAAACCCACGCAGAUCUUAGAAGGUGAAGAUGGUGUGACGUUAUUUGGAUAUUCCUUGGCAGGGAAUAUGGACAUAGACGGGAAUGAAUAUCCAGAUGUAGCUGUGGGGUCUCUCUCAGAUUCUGUUUUUGUUUACAGGGCACGACCAGUCAUAAAUAUUAGGAGGACCUUGAUGAUAACCCCUGAUAAAAUCGACAUAAAAAAGGAAAAAUGUGAUCUUCGUCCCUGCAGAAUGACUGUCAAGUCCUGUUUUUCUUACACCACACAUCCUGCCACCUACCGGCCAAACUUAAAUAUCAGCUACGUCCUGGAGGCAGAGAGGGUCGUCUUCCAGGAUGCGUCCCAGGGCACGCUGAGGCUCCAGAGUCCCAGUAAGGAGGAGUGUGUGAGCACGAGGCUCAGACUACAGACUAACAUGCACGAUAAGCUGAGGGGUAUCCCCAUCAGUGUCUCUGCAUCGCUCCUGAGCGCAACAUCCAGCCAUGAUUCGACACACAACUUCCUGCCCGAGCUCACACCUGUCACCUCACCACAGGACAAACAACCACAGGCUGAGCUCAGAUUUGUGAAUACAGGAUGCGGCAGCGACAACAUCUGUCAGAGUAACCUGGCACUCCAGUAUCAGUUUGUAUCCAGGCCAAACAAGGGCAACGCAGACCGCUUAACACCAUUACGAAGAGAGAAUGGCACCACACUGAUUCCUGCCGGUGACAAAGAGGUUGGUCUGAAUAUUAAGGUGACAAACAAAGAAGGAGACGACGCCCAUCACAGCCAGCUGCUGGCCACCUUCCCCGACUCGCUCUCUUACGUGUCCUAUCGUUCCCAGGACAAAUCCGUGUACUGUAUAGCUAAUGGCAAUGGAACCCAGGUGGAGUGUGAAUUAGGAAAUCCGUUACCCAGAGAUGCAGAGGUUCAUCUUUAUAUUACACUGACCACUGAGAGGAUCUCCUUGACAACUUCAGAUGUCAAUGUUACUCUGCAACUGAAAACGAUCAGUGCUCAGAAUAUAUCAGCAGUGGAUGCUAGGGGCCGAGUCAUCUUCGAUCUGGACCUGCAGGUGUUUGGUCUUGCACGGCCAUCCCAGGUGUCAGUCGGAGGGGAAGUGAAAGGGGAGAAUAAAAUGACAUCAGAGGAAGACAUUGGUAGUCUGGUACAGUACGAGUUCAGGAUCAACAAUCUGGGACGACCUCUGAAAUCAUUCGCCACAGCAUCACUGAACAUCCAGUGGCCCAAAGUGAAUAAGAAUGGGAAAUGGCUCCUAUAUCUGGUGCAGAUUAGCAGUAAAGGGGUCCAGGCGGUGUCCUGCUCUCCCGCACAGGAAGUCAGCCCUCUCAAACACAUCAAGGCUCAAGGUAUGGCGCGAGGGAAACGGCAGGCAGUGGAGUCAGAGCUGGAGGCCCUGAGCACUGACGGAAUAUUAUCCCUAUUUGGAAGCAAAAGGAAAUACAAAAUACUGGCUUGCGGUGAGGAAGUUAAAUGUGCAACUAUAAAGUGUCCCCUAUUGGGCCUGGAUAACAACGCAGUGGUCAUUCUCAGAUCUCGUUUGUGGAACAGCACAUUUCUUGAGGAGUAUAAGUCCUUGAACUACCUGGACAUUGUGGUGAACGCCUCUCUUAGCCUUGAUUCAGCUCCAGAAAACGUCAUCCUCAGGAGUUCUCAUACUCAGGUGAAGCUGACUGUGUUCCCUGAGAGGAAGUUGUCGCUGUAUGGCAGAGUGCCCUGGUGGGUGAUUCUGCUCUCCGUCCUCCUGGCCUUGCUCCUGCUGGCUCUACUGGGCGUCCUGCUGUGGAAGCUUGACUGCUGCAGUUGCUCUAUAUGUGCCAAGAACAAGAAACAAUACCAUGUGAUCUCAGGAUGGGAGGGGGCUCAUCCCACUGGAUAGGGCUGAGUGCACUACAACAGGUGGGGCGGGUGUAUUCUACCAUAUAAAGACUUCUGAUUUAAUACCUUGUUACAUAUCAUUUUUUUAUGCAUGUGUUUUGUAUUCUCAAUUUCCUGAUUAUUUUUGUAUGACAAAAAGACCCAGAGGUGGAUUUUUUUUUAGAACAAACAAACAUUUUAUUCAUUGGUUUCACAAACACAAUGUGUUGCUGACAA
This is a messenger RNA of Clupea harengus (Atlantic herring), 3436 nucleotides long. Its product is annotated as integrin alpha-6-like. NCBI's taxonomy places the organism in Eukaryota, Metazoa, Chordata, Actinopteri, Clupeiformes, Clupeidae. Gene Ontology annotation, cellular component: integrin complex; external side of plasma membrane. The record is from RefSeq and is a predicted model, not a curated record. The transcript has 26 exons. Gene Ontology annotation, biological process: cell-matrix adhesion; leukocyte migration; cell adhesion mediated by integrin. Gene Ontology annotation, molecular function: integrin binding. Bases 72 to 3221 code for a protein of 1049 amino acids.